AUGGAAUCCACUCUCACAUUCCAGCUCUUGGAGGUCCGCUUCAACAAGGAGGAUCUGAAGACCCUGACAGAGCAAGAGCUGAAUUGGCUGAUUGCCUCACUUGAGAAAGAAGAACAGCUCUGGGGCACCUUGCAGAUGGAUACCUUCCACUUCAAAUAUGAAGGCUUCACCUACCACUUCCUCCUCAUGCUGGAUGAAGUGAUUGACACCUUACAGCGCUGCUGGGGCCAAUACUUUGGCCUGCUUGAGCGGAUCCGCUACGACUUGGAAGGAUCGUUUCGAGGUAAAAUGGUGGAGGAUUUUUGCCAUUUUCGUGGCAUUGAGCUGAGCUUCGUUCCGGCCGAGCACCACGAGAGCACUGGCGAUGUUGAGAGGAUAAUUGGAGAGUUGAAGAAAAAGAUGAGUCACCACCUCCGCAAGAAGUAG
Molecule: messenger RNA, 426 nt
Organism: Durusdinium trenchii
Lineage: Eukaryota; Dinophyceae; Suessiales; Symbiodiniaceae
Source: the annotation of a GenBank genome assembly